GCGGCAGGGAGGGAGGGAUAUUGAGUAAGCCCUUUUCCCACAAAGCCGCUGUGCAGCGGUCCCCUCUCCCCGCCCGGAUCCCCUGGCUGUCGCAGGAGUGCGGGGGAGCCGCUGCGGGCCCUUUAAGGGCCGAGAGGUGCGCGGUCUCUUUAAGGCAGGUCCGGGUGGUUUCUGUUUUCUGAAGGAAGUGACGGGGGGGUGGGAUUGAAUGAAAAGUGCAAAACAGAGUCUCAGCGCCGGAGUCGGGGGCCUCUGGAGCCCCGGGAACGCCGUGUCCGCCUCAGGGCAGCUGGGGGCACUACGCGGAGCGCAGCUCACGUGCGUCCACGCCACUUUGCGGGCGACCAGCGGCUGAGCCUCCCGGGAGCCGCUCCUGGGCGCCCCCAACUAACCACUAACUUCGAGCAAAGUUUGGCAGCGCCUCUCCCCGCCCGCACGCGGCGUGCCGGGGCCGCAGAGGGCGAUGCGCCUGCCCGGCUGCCACGGGGUCCCCACGGCGUCCCGAGCGCUGUUGCUGCUGCCUCUGCUGGUGCAGCUGCUGGGGGCGCCGCGCGGCGUGGGCGCGGGGGCGGGUGCGCCCGCAGAGCUGAGGGUCCGCGUACGGCUGCACGACGGCCAGGUGACAGAGGAGAGCCUGCAGGCGGACAGCGACAACGACAGCAUCAGCCUGGAGCUGCGCAAGCCCGACGGCACCCUCGUCUCCUUCACCGCCGACUUCAAGAAGUAUGUGAAGAUCUUCCGGGCCCUGAUCCUGGGAGAGCUGGAGAAGGGUCAGAGUCAGUUCCAGGCCCUCUGCUUUGUCACCCGGCUGCACCACAAUGAAAUCAUCCCCAGUGAGGCCAUGGCCAAGCUUCGACAGAAAAACCCACGGGCAGUGCGUCAGGCCGAGGAGGUGCGGGGCCUGGAGCACCUGCACAUGGACAUCGCCGUCAACUUCAGCCAGGGGGGCCUGCUGAGCCCCCAUCUCCACAACGUGUGUGCUGAGGCUGUGGAUGCCAUCUACACCCGCCAGGAGGACGUCCGUUUCUGGCUGGAGCAAGGUGUGGACAGCUCCGUGUUUGAGGCUCUGCCCAAGGACACAGAACAGUCUUUGCUGCCUCCCUGCAGGCAUGUGGGGGACCGAGGGAAGCCCUGCGUCUGCCACUAUGGCCUGAGCUUGGCCUGGUACCCCUGCAUGCUCAAGUACUGCCACAGCCGUGACCGGCCAGCGCCCUACAAAUGUGGCAUCCGCAGCUGCCAGAAGAGCUACAGCUUCAACUUCUACGUGCCCCAGAGGCAGCUGUGUCUCUGGGAUGAGGACCCCUAGCCAGGCUAGGGUGUGGGGGUGGGCCCCAGGAGGCUGCCAUGGGCUCACCACUCAUCCCCCAGCCACUCAGUGGAGUGGCAGCCCACACUGUGGCCUUAUUUCCCUUCCCUCCCCUUCCCUUAAUCCUGGAGCUUCUGGCCCCAUCACUCGUGACUGUGAAAAGGGCUGUGGCACGGCAGGGGUUAACUCACGAAAGCAGCUCCCACGCUCACCCUGUGCCUUCCUUGAGGACAGAGAGGAGAAAGGGUGCUACACAUUGCACCCUUCCCCUCCCCCACGAAGUGCUCUUUUUCAAGCCAGCAAAAUGUCAUGGCCUGAGAUUCUCCUGUUUAACUCUUCGAAGGUUUAGACCCUAAAAGGCGUCUUUGCCUGUUAUACCCACCUCCCCACACACAACCACCCUACCCUGUAGGCCAUCUGGAAGGAGCUGGCCCCUCUGUACUUUCGACUGCCCAACAAGGAGGGGAUCAUUGCCCCAGAGAGGGGGUUGUUGGGACCAAUGUCACAGCCCCUACACCAGAUCACAAUGUCUUCUUCUCCGAGGACUGGCCUCCGAGGACUGCACUGGGGUAGGUUGGGGACCUUCCAGCUCUGAGACAGACUGCCUGUGCCUUUCCCCAGACCGCCUGUGCCUUUCCCCAGACCUGGACUUGACCGUGAGAGCAGGCACCACAUUUCCUCCUCUAAACAGAAAUGUUUGUAGGGUUCUGGCAGGGAAGGAGCAUGAAGUAUGAGGAAAACUUGAAUUUCAGAUUUUUUAAUGCAAAGUAUUUAUCAUUUCUACCAGAAAUAAAAGUUUAAAUUUUUACUUGACCGACAGCUCUAGAUGUGGAGUUCUCAGAGAACUUUUGGCCAGUGCUGUCACCUGGUGUUAGGAGAAGUGUUCCAUACUCUAUUGGUGACCUUGGGACAACUUCUAGAGCACCUAUUGUGUGCUGCUCAGCCACUAUGUAGUGGGGAGAGGAUGUGGGUGGGGGGAUGUUACUAGGGAAGGAUAAGACAAAACUUCUGCACUUAAGAAAAGGAGACAUACAUAGAUGAGCAAGCCAGACAGUAGUAGACAGCAAGAGAUAUAUUCAGUCAAGAGAUAAGGUGAAAACUCCGGAACCAGAUUUCCAGGGUUCAAACCCAGACCUUAUUUUUUAUUUGCUGUGCAAUCUUGGGUCAAGUUACUUUAUCACUCUGUGCUUCAGCUCUCAGCUAUAAAAUGAGCUAAAUUGUGAGACUCAAGUGAAAUCAUACAUGUCCAGUGCCCAGUACGUAGUGAGUGUUCACUGUGUUAGCUAUUAUUAUAUCGUUACUAUUAGUGAAAAGAGAAGACAUUUCAUCAUCUAUAAACCUGAGACAACUAAAACAGACAUCUUGAAGGCCUCUUCACUUCAAAAGUAUCUUCCAAUAUAAAGAGGCUGCAAUAUGAAGUGCUGGGCCAGAUGCUGGAGAAAGACGGGUAUACAAGCUGAAGUUAUUGCUGAAUUUAUCUCCUGGAUGAGACAGAACAUGGGUUGAGGUUGAAGGAUGAUAAGAAUUUGCCAAGGUGGAGGGGACUGUGUAUUUCAGGGACUUGGAAAGUCUCAGGGGUCCCAUAGGGGACCCAAUUCCUUAGGAAAGGAGCCUGGGAGAGUCAGAUCUUCCCUCAAAGGCCUUAGAGAAGGAAAGGGGCUUGCACAGCAGUCUCCCUCACUCUGCUCCCCAGUACUCCCAGAACUGGCUGCUGCCCCUUGAACCUGUGCGGGCUAGAGGGUUGUGGUGGGAGCCAGGCUUGCUUGGCUAUGGUCAAGUUAGGGGUCAGUGGGGAGACAUCCUUUUCAGGUGGGCAUGCCUCUUCCUGAACCUGUUCACAAGGAUCAGUUUCAGUCAUGCUGUUGGACAGGAGAGGAAGGUAUUCCUCCGCAGGCCUUAUCCUCCUUCCCCUCCUGCCCAAUAUGGGGCCUCAGUCCUAAGGCCCACCUUCUCCUCCAGGUGGGGGAGGAGGUUACUUGGAGAAGGCACCUCCCAGCCUAUGUGUCUGCCUUUAUUAUUGGGGGUGGGGUCCCCAAAUCAUAUACCUUCCUUACUUCCAAAUAGCCAAAAAUAAUGCUUUUUUUAAAAGUAAUGUUUU
This is a messenger RNA of Hipposideros armiger (great roundleaf bat), 3404 nucleotides long. It is a transcript of the gene OAF, whose product is annotated as out at first homolog. The transcript is spliced from 4 exons. NCBI's taxonomy places the organism in Eukaryota, Metazoa, Chordata, Mammalia, Chiroptera, Hipposideridae. The coding region runs from base 464 to 1306 and encodes 280 amino acids. The record is from RefSeq and is a predicted model, not a curated record.